Molecule: messenger RNA, 321 nt
Organism: Staurois parvus
Lineage: Eukaryota; Metazoa; Chordata; Amphibia; Anura; Ranidae
Source: the annotation of a GenBank genome assembly
AUGCUAGUAGCUUCCGAUUUCUUAGACUAUAGAGAUGAUUGGCACCAUUCCGGUCUCCAAUCAGCUCUAUGGUCAGCUGGCAGAAACACUGGCUGCAUUCUCAGGUUCCCCCGAUGGCACGGGACUGCCCGAGAAGAAUGUGGAAGGCAGCGGGGGAGGGUGGCACUGUCUCCCACUGCUUGGAAAAGCAAUCCUGCAGGCAUCAUCCUGGUAUAACCAUUCAAAGCCCAGUGAUGUACCAGUACGUCGCUGAUCCUUGUUGAGUAUAUAUGCUAUGUUCCCUUUUUUUGUUUUUUUUGUAUGCAGCCUGUGGGUGAAUGA